UGCAUGUCCGUUGGCUUUACCUAUGGUCGGCUGCAGGUACCGUCUGGCUGCGUUGUUGAUCUGUGACGUUCUUGUUCCAUGCCGGGAAAGACGAAAGUUGGGGUGAUGUGCUCUCUUCAUGGCUUUCCUGCCUUUCCACCAGUGGGGCAUAUCUCCUUGUGUGAGGUGGAGGGGAGAGUGCACUCCAUGCAUGCAGAACAGGCCGAUGUCCUUCUUUUUACCAACGCAGUUGCAUCACAUCCUCGCAUUACAAUUACCCGAGACUUACUGCACUCAAGUGUUUGUCGAGAAGACUCACGGAGAAUUUUCCUUCCAGUUUCAGAAACACUAUUCAAGAAACUGACAAAUGUUUGGUAUGAACAAGGGCUGGUAGAGGCACUGCAUGUUACAGCUGAGCCACAAGAUGGCAGGGAGGUGCCUGUAGUUCUACAGGUCAUUGCUGCUUACAUGCUUAGAGUAAUUUCUGGGAUGAACUACAUACGCAACUCAUUCCAUCCUCAUCUCAGGGAGAGUGGAGACAAACUCAUUGCUGCUGUAUCACAGACACGAGCCUGGCCCAUUAGUCCUGUGCGGUGUCUGGCGUGGCAUCCACAUUGCACCAAGCUGGCUGUAGCAGCAUGGGAUGACUCUGUUCGUGUGUACAGCCCAGGCACGUCCAUCACACCCAUUCUAAAAUGCAAGAGUCAGCGUGCUGUGUCCUGUAUGGCAUGGAGGCCAUUUUCUGCGUCUCAGCUGGCAGUUGGCUGUGAGGAAGGUGUGUUUGUAUGGCAUGUGGACCCAAACUCAGUAGUGACCCGCCCUUCCAUGAGUUGCGCAACUGUGCUAAAGAGACCACAUCACUCACCUGUCACCAGUGUUACCUGGAACCCACAGGGAGACGUGCUGCUCACGGCCUCUGCUGCCGACACUGCCAUGUAUGUGUGGGAUGUGGCCAUGGAAAAGUUUGUGACCUUGAGACGUGUGGGUGGUGGAGGUGUGUCUUUAGUCACUUGGUCUCCAGAUGGCUCCAAGGUGUUUGCUGCCACAACUGGCAUCAUAUUCAGGGUGUGGGGCACCAGCCAAUGGCUACCUGAGCGGUGGACUGUUGUUUCCGGACAUGUGCAGGCUGCAUGCUGGAGUCCAUGCGGCUCUGUGCUAUUGUUUGCCACCUCAGAGGAGCCACUGAUCUACUCCCUGACAUUUAGCAAGGUGGACACUGCGUUCCAGGGUGAUAAUACUUCAAAGACAGCUCUGCCAAUUGUGGACUUGACUGAAGUGGAGGUCAAUGAAGGAGAGAGAGUGGGUGGCGUUGUUGUAUCACUGAUGUGGGACACCAGGGGGCAACACUUGGCUGUGAUGUUUAAGAAGACAGACCUUGUUGCCAUAUUUUUGACGGAGCUACACGCUUUGCUGCAGGUGUCUCCAUGUUGCUUGGUGCAAGGUGUGUCGGGAGAAAUUCCAAACUGCAUCAGCUUCCAGCAGAAUUUUGGGGAUGGGGCAUGCCUCACAAUUGCAUGGUCCAGUGGGCGUGUGCAGUACUUCCCGCUGGUGCACUCAGACCUGAAAUCUGAACGGAACAUCUUCCAGGAGACUGCCAUCAGUCCAGACUGUUCAUUGCAGAACAUCUCCCUUGCCUCCACCUUCAGAACUAUGUGAUGAAUGCACCAAUGAGAAAUUUUGUAUGAUCACCUUGUAUGUUAUUCAGACUUGUAUUAUAUUGUAGCAUCAGUAUCUGCAUACCACAGACAAGCAUAAUGUAUUUUUUUAAAUCAUAUCCAUAUUUUGUGUUGCAUACAAGAAACAAAAUACAACUUCAAUAUGUCUUCCUA
Messenger RNA from Zootermopsis nevadensis, 1808 nucleotides. Its product is annotated as aladin. Gene Ontology annotation, cellular component: nuclear pore. Gene Ontology annotation, biological process: nucleocytoplasmic transport. NCBI's taxonomy places the organism in Eukaryota, Metazoa, Arthropoda, Insecta, Blattodea, Termopsidae. The record is from RefSeq and is a predicted model, not a curated record. Gene Ontology annotation, molecular function: protein binding.